Molecule: messenger RNA, 1206 nt
Organism: Malassezia globosa CBS 7966
Lineage: Eukaryota; Fungi; Basidiomycota; Malasseziomycetes; Malasseziales; Malasseziaceae
Exons: 4
Coding region: 1-1206 (401 amino acids)
Biological process (GO): protein phosphorylation; signal transduction
Cellular component (GO): cytoplasm
Molecular function (GO): ATP binding; protein serine/threonine/tyrosine kinase activity; protein serine/threonine kinase activity
Source: RefSeq, a predicted model, not a curated record
AUGAAUGGUAUCAAGCUUCAAGGAAUGGACGACCCAAACAAGAUCGUCAAGGUGCUAGCCUCUGAUGGCAAAAGUGGUGAGCAGCGAGAAAUUGCGUAUACAAGUUGCCGCAUGAUUGGCAAUGGAAGCUUCGGUGUAGUGUUCCAGGCUCGUCUCGUGCAUUUCCAGCCAGAUGGCAGUGAAGUCCCUGCGUCCGAAUCGUCAGAUGAGAGUAAUAAUGUCGCGAUCAAGAAGGUGCUGCAAGACAAACGAUUCAAGAACCGCGAACUCCAAAUCAUGCGUGUGCUUUCGCACCCGAACGUAGUGGAUCUGCGUGCCUUCUUUUAUACAAGCGGAGAAAAGAAAGACGAAGUGUACCUCAACUUGGUGCUGGAAUACGUGCCAGAAACCGUGUAUCGCGCGACGCGGCAUUAUACCAAGAUGAAGCAGACGAUGCCCAUGCUUCUUGUGAAGCUUUAUAUGUACCAGAUCAUGAGAAGUCUUGCGUAUAUUCAUUCGAUGGGAAUCUGCCACCGUGACAUCAAGCCUCAAAACCUACUCUUGGACCCGCGUACAGGGGUGCUGAAACUGUGUGAUUUUGGAUCGGCCAAAGUGCUCGUGCCUGGCGAACCCAAUGUCAGCUAUAUCUGCUCGCGGUACUAUCGCGCGCCCGAGCUCAUUUUCGGCGCAACGAACUAUACGACAAAUAUCGAUAUUUGGUCAACAGGAUGUGUUAUGGCAGAACUUAUGCAGGGACUGCCGUUGUUCCCGGGCGAAAGCGGUAUCGACCAGCUGGUCGAGAUCAUCAAAGUUCUGGGUACGCCGUCGCGUGAGCAGAUCAAGACUAUGAAUCCAAACUACAUGGAACACAAAUUCCCACAAAUUCGACCACAUCCAUUUCCAAAGAUCUUCCGUCCACGUACACCGGCAGAUGCGAUUGACCUAAUCACCCAGCUGCUCCAAUACACACCUCACGCGCGUUUAACUGCCGUCGAGGCCUUGUGCCAUCCAUUCUUUGAUGAGCUUCGCGAGGAAGACGUCAUUCUCUCGAAUGGACGGCCAAUGCCUGAUCUCUUCAACUUUACCCGAGAGGAAUUGUCCGUUCGACCAGACCUUAUCAAGCAUCUCGUCCCUCCACGUGCUCAAGAGGGUCUACGCCGCCAAGGUAUUGACAUCAAUCAUUUUGAGCCAUUGCCUGCGGAAUCUCUACGGGCCAAGCUCGAGUAG